Paracoccidioides lutzii Pb01 is the source of this 2019-nucleotide messenger RNA. RefSeq lists its product as hypothetical. The transcript has 5 exons. The record is from RefSeq and is a predicted model, not a curated record. The coding region runs from base 1 to 2019 and encodes 672 amino acids.
AUGUCGGACUCAGAUUCGUCCUCGCUUUCGUCUGCUCCGUCCACUGAUGACGAAACAGUCGCCGCCUCCAUAAACCGCAGUAUCGGUCUCGAAAAAUAUUUUAAGCCCCAAGAGAAGCCCGCCAAACCUGCCUCUCCUCCGCCCCCCAAACGUGCCCCCUCGCCGCCACACGAGUAUGUCCUUGCAGACAAUCCAGACAUCGCGUUCAUUGUGAUGUUCCGGUCCAGAUUUAGCGAUGUCUUUCCGAAAUCCCUUCCACAUUAUGGGCCGCAGGACAUCGAAAAUGGGGUUACGGAUACUGUCCCAGGAGAUCAUAUUGAGAGGUUAUUGUGCUCUUUAAUUGGGCUGUGUCUUAAUAGGAAGAAGGAUGUUGACAAAGGCCAUUAUCAACGCGCGCUUGAGGAAGUUGUCCAGACUCAUUCAUCACAGUGGCCACGGGCAUGGGGCGGUAAAAACCCCCUUCACGGCGGCGGGAGCUUUGCCUCCUUGACUCCAACUGAACGACUUUCGUUUCUCAAAGCAUUGAUACUCUGGGCUCUUUCAUCGUCCGACGCAGUCCAAGCCAAAUUGAAAGAAUCCUAUAAACAAUCGAGACACGAUGAUGAUCUCAACCAGCCUCUAUCCGUCCAGCCCUGGGGGAAUGAUGCCUAUAAGCGGCGCUACUGGCUCAUUGAAGGCAGAGAUGAUACCCAUUUCAGACUGUACCGCGAAAGCAAUCCUGCGUUGAAAAAUAGGACGUGGUGGAGUGUCGCAGGCACUAUUCCUGAAUUGAAGAGUGUUGCGGAUGCGCUGGCUGAGGAAAAAUCGCAGCAUUCUAAGAGGCUGAGUGAGAAGAUUUAUACCAGCAUUCCGAGAUUUGAGGGCUCAGAAGAGAAACGAAAACGCCGCGACUACCGCCUGGCACGGAAAGCAGCCUUUGCGCUCCCGGAACCAGGUUUCUCCCUCUACGAAGGCCGAACCCGCGGCAAGAAACUAAAAUACACCUACUCCGACGAAGACGACGACUUCUCAUUAGACCGCCUUCCAACCCGUAAAUCAACUCGCUACUCCCGUCUCUCUACGCCCGGUGAACCGGCCGGCCCUACAUUCACCGCGAGCGGACGACAGGUAAAAGCCCGCAUUGGCGGAUCGUAUGGCGAGUCCAUGUUGAGUUGUCAACGCAAGGAAGUGUCGUUGCCUGUUGGCAACGGCGGGCACGAGGACGGUAAAGGGGACGGGGAGAAUGAUGAUGAUGAUGAAGAACAACCUUUGUCAGCGGAUAAUGGAAGAGCGCAUCGGAAUAGAGCUGGGAGGCUGAUCAAUGGGGCGGGUAGUCACAUUGCUGGAUAUAAUGCUGUUGAUGAAAUGGAUGAGGAGUCUGAGGCGGUGUCAAGUGGGGAUGAGCGGAAUGGUGGGGAUGAGGAUAAAGAUUAUGGAGAUGGAGAUGAGGAUAUGAGUGAUGGGGAUGGCGAGUCGAGCACUGGUGAUGGGGACGGCGGUGAAGAUGACUUUGAUGUCGUUGAAAGUGGAGAUGGAGAUGGAGCUGGCCGGAAUCAAAGUCUGGUUGUACAGCUGAGAUAUGGGAAGGGAAAACAGCAUAUGGGGAAUGGCAGCAGUGCACGACCGCAACAACAGGUUUCGACCGCGAAUUCGAAGUCGCCUCCUGAUUCUUCUAUUGUUACGUCUGCCGCGGGCACCCCGAGUGAACAGCCAUCUAUACAGCCGACGGCAACGACAACGACAACGGGAGUUGCAGUCGAGCUGCCUGGGCUAAAUCAUCAUCAGCAGCAGCCAUUCGCUGUACAUGUGCCUAUACAUAAUGCGCCUGCACCACCUAUCCAAUCAGAUAAACCAACCGCUGACCCCCAGUCCGCCACACACCCGUCAGCAUCCGUGAUAUGUUCGAAGAGCAAAGAUGUCCUUCCCCAGGUAACCGCGACAGACCUGCAGAUGACCCAGAUGGACAUUGAUGCCCUGGUCUCACAACAGCAACAAAAACUUCCACAGGCAUCCGACCACGGCCAAAGCGGAUUUAUAUGA